This is a messenger RNA of Tyto alba (common barn owl), 2199 nucleotides long. RefSeq names its product RIC3 acetylcholine receptor chaperone (gene RIC3). Lineage: Eukaryota; Metazoa; Chordata; Aves; Strigiformes; Tytonidae. Gene Ontology annotation, cellular component: intracellular membrane-bounded organelle; neuronal cell body; neuron projection. Gene Ontology annotation, biological process: synaptic transmission, cholinergic; protein localization to cell surface. The record is from RefSeq and is a predicted model, not a curated record. The transcript is spliced from 6 exons. Bases 395 to 1405 code for a protein of 336 amino acids.
ACAAUACACGAAUUUCAAGCUCUCUUUUGGAAAUACAUGCAUAUUCUUAAAUUUCUUAAGAUAGCUGCGGUCAAUUGAAUUAAUUUUAAAUACGGUCAGGUCUUUUCUACAUCUGUUCCUUGUGCUCCAAGGAGGGAAACAACCCCACACGGAGAACCCAGGCGGGCCACGGCCUCGGCCAGCUCUUGUAGCCGAGGCGCCCGUGCCCCCGCACGCCCGGCUGCCCUCACAGCAGCGGCCCCGCCGCCGGUACGGCCCCGGGGGAGCACCGCUGACACUGCCGCCACCGACACCGCCUCGCAGCAGGGCGGGAGCUGCAGAAAAACAAACAAAAAAGGCGCAGUGCCGAUUAUUUCCCUCUCCCCGCGGGAAACUUGGUCACUUUCCACCGAGAAUGCAUUACCAGGCCGCUCCCGACAGCCGGGCUGCUCCUCAUUUUGCAAGGUCUCACCUUGCUGAAGCAGUUGCCAAAGCCAAGGCAGGUGGAGGUGGUGGUGGAAGCAUUGGUGGAACUGGGAGAGGUCUUGUGGGGCAGAUUAUUCCUAUAUAUGGAUUUGGCAUCUUCUUAUAUAUCCUGUACAUCUUAUUUAAGCUGGCUUCUAAGGGAAAAACUACUGCUGGAGAGCGGAAAUGCCCUACUGCUGCACCUGGAAACAUGAAGAGGAAAAUCACUGACUAUGAGCUCACUCAACUCCAGGAAAAACUGAGAGAGACAGAAGAAGCUAUGGAAAAAUUAAUCAACCGAGUAGGACCUAACUGUGACAGCAGGACUCAAAAUGUUACAACAGACCAGGAAAAAAGGUUACUUCAGCAACUCCGAGAAAUUACUAGAGUUAUGAAAGAAGGAAAAUUCAUAGAUGGAAUCUCUCCUGAGAAGGAAGCUGAAGAAGCUCCUUACAUGGAGGAUUGGGAAGGUUAUCCAGAAGAGACCUAUCCUAUCUAUGAUAAUUCUGAUUGCUUCAAGCGCAAACAGGACACAAUCCUUGUAGAUUACCCUGACUUGAGCCAGCCCUCUGCAGAAGAACUGGCAGAAAGGAUGGAGGGCAUAGAAGAGGAGGAGCAUCUGUGCAAUGAAACCCUGCUAUCUGAUCUCACCAUGGGAAGGGGCAUUCAUGAUUUAAUGCCGAAAAAGGACAAGGUAACUGGCAUCAGUGAAGAGGAGAGGGACCUUCAUCACAGUGAAAGCAUUGAGGAUUGCUGCUGUUGUUACGAGGACGACGAUCCUGCUGUCAUAGCGGAGAACACUGGAUUCCACUCUGAAAGCUGCAGUGAAGCAGAAGAGUCAACCCAAGAGGAUCUGUCUGUGGAGUCAGAAAAUGAAAAUGCAGUACUGAAAAAGCAAAAAGACAGUGAUUCAGAUGAAACAGGUACACUGAGAAAGCGCAACACGAAAGGACUUGAGUAAUAGGAACAAUUGUGGAUGUUAUCUAGAUGACGAAGGUCAUAAACUGUCAUUUGUGUGGUUUUUGUUCCCAGUGAAGACUUCUGUGUGUUCAUCAACUUGUACUAAUUUCAUUCCUGUGUCACAUCAUCUACCUGAACUGGAAGUGAGUGCCCUCCUUCAAGCCGUUUUGUCAUGGCUUACCAUGACAUUGCCAACAGUGCUUUUUGGAGACUCUUAUCUUGGAACAGAUUAUUCUGCUCAAAUAUUUGUGAUUAUUUCUGAUUUGGAAGAAGCAGUCCUUUUUUUGCCCUUUGCCAUCCCAGAGUUAACCAAAUGUCCCUUCUGACCUUCUCAAAAACAUCUGUUUGUGUGCUACCAGUUAUGAAAAUUAAUCAAAUCCAUAUAUAUUUAUGAGAUUAUCAGGAAGCUGGAGAAGAAGGUAUGCCUUCUUUCUCUUACCUGAAUGUUAACUGAUCAGCAGAGCAGACCAUAGUCACACACGUGACUCUUUCUCAACCAUGUCAUGCUGCUGUAUGCCUGAGAAACUCUUGUCACUACAGUCCACAAAGUUCAUAUGCUACCCUAACCUACAGCAUGUUUUCCAGUUUAUUCCAUGUUGCAGGACCAGUAGCCUAAUCUAUGGUGUGUCCCAGGGAGAGCAUGAGCAAGACUGAAGCAUUAUGAGUUGUUCUUUGUGUUUGCCAUAGCCACAGUGAAACGUCUUGGUGAAACUCCUAGAUGAGUGUAGGAAUUGGCCCGUACUUCAUGUGAGCGAAGAACAGUAAAAAUAUCCUUGAGGAUUAAAAAGAAAAAAA